GUAAGAUUUCACAUCAUGUCACGAAAAGAAUCAGCUAAAAAAUCAGAAAUUUUGAACUUUUUUGAAAUUAAACCUAAAGCUGACAAAAUUGCCGUUUGCAACAUAUGUAAAACCGAUUUAAGUUAUAAAUCAUCCUCUAACAACUUACGGAAACAUAUGCAGAGGAAGCACCCACUAGUUAAAUUGUCUUCAAGUGAAAACGAAAGCAGAUCAAUGAUUAGUCCGACCUCUGAAGCAGAUUUUAAUGUUGAUCUUCCGUCAACUUCAGGAACAGCCUCAACGUCUAGUAGUGAUAAGCCAGAAUGCAUUAAAUCCAAACCAGCCCAAAUUCAACCAACAGUUAAGGCAAAAUAUGAAGAAGUUUAUAACAAAACCAAAGAGGAACUUAAAGGCGUAGGUUCUGUGACACUAACAACAGAUUGCUGGACAUCAUCUAGUACUGAGAGUUUUUUGGCUGUUACAGCUCAUUUAAUAGAUAAUAACUUUGAACUGAAACAUAGGGUAUUGGGAUGCGAUUCAUUUAGUGAGAGGCAUACAAGCGCCAACCUGGCUAGUGCCAUUAGAAAUAUUCUUGCCGAAUGGGACUUGGAAAAUAAAGUUCUAAUAUUUAUUUCCGACAAUGCUGCCAACAUUAAAAAGCCAUAA
Messenger RNA from Psylliodes chrysocephalus, 645 nucleotides. The record is from the annotation of a GenBank genome assembly. NCBI's taxonomy places the organism in Eukaryota, Metazoa, Arthropoda, Insecta, Coleoptera, Chrysomelidae.